GCCGCAAGUCAUCUACUCUAGAAUCUAGAAAAGCUUCUCCCAAAAUAUCUCCAACCUUCCAAGGACACAAAACCCAUUUCUCUUCAAAAAGAAAAAGAAUCUUUCGAUCAAGGAAAAAAAAAAUACUGAGCUUCCAUCUCAACUAUGAACCAUGAAUCCACAACCAUCAAUUCACAGUUCACUCCCAGACGACAUCGCCCUCAAAAUAGCUUCAUCUCUCGAGGUACGAGGAGUGUGUUCCUUGGGUAGUUGUUCGAGGUUUUGGAGGCAGCUAUGUGGGUCUGAUUGUGUGUGGGAGCCUCUGUGUAGAGACAGAUGGCCCGGUCUUGCUUUAGAUCAACAAGCUUCUUCUACUUCUUAUGGAUAUCCCGCUGAUCUUGAUCAUAAUUUACAGGGAUGGAGGGGUUUUUAUAUCAAGAAGCACAAUGAGAUGGCUGAAAAAGCAGCAGGUGUAGUGAACUUCGUAGAGCGUUGUUUGGCAUUUGAAUCAAUUGAGGUUGGUCACUACUUGAAAGCAAUUAAGGGUCUAAACACAAUGGAAUUUGGAUUUAAAGAUAUCCAAUUGUUCUUUCUCAAGCCGGAUCUCAAUGUGCUGCUCAACUUGGUUGGCUUGCACUACUGCAUAGCAUUGCUUGACACACCGGCUGAGUAUCUUAUGGAAGUGCUGCGUAGCUGCAACAUUUCAGACAGGCAAGUACACGUGCAAUGGUGGAAGCUUGGAAGGUGGUUUUAUGGCUUUCGCAUGCGGGAUGAAUUGCACGCACGUAAUAUCUCCCUAGGGGAUCUUGUGACUUGUAAAGAUAAAGAAGUUCUAGGGGUGCUUCGUCGGGGUGCUGUUUAUGAAGUGUUACGGAUCCAGAUAUCUCCUGCAAAAUCUGAAACCCAAAGGCAGGAUUCAAGAUGAGAAUGACUAGACUUUUCAUGGCAUAUGUACAUUCUUUCAACUCCAUGUUCUUAUUUCCUAUUUGUGAAUAAACUAUGCACCAUGUAUCUCGGUUAUUGGGAGGAGAGUGUUUUGGUAAUGGUUUGCUGUAACCUGAAAUCUCCUGUCUUCUAAGACAUGUAUUGCUGUGAAUUCAUAUUGAAGCAUAUCAAUCAGGUGUUUAUGUUAGUUAACAUACAGGUACAAAUUCAUAAACAAUGUGUGACCUCAGUGGUUGAGAGUUUAUAUAUUUGAGGCUUACCUGUCAUACCU
Molecule: messenger RNA, 1195 nt
Organism: Ipomoea triloba (trilobed morning glory)
Lineage: Eukaryota; Viridiplantae; Streptophyta; Magnoliopsida; Solanales; Convolvulaceae
Exons: 4
Coding region: 152-904 (250 amino acids)
Biological process (GO): SCF-dependent proteasomal ubiquitin-dependent protein catabolic process; protein polyubiquitination
Cellular component (GO): SCF ubiquitin ligase complex
Molecular function (GO): protein binding
Source: RefSeq, a predicted model, not a curated record